This is a messenger RNA of Anastrepha obliqua, 1722 nucleotides long. It is a transcript of the gene ich, whose product is annotated as ichor. NCBI's taxonomy places the organism in Eukaryota, Metazoa, Arthropoda, Insecta, Diptera, Tephritidae. The record is from RefSeq and is a predicted model, not a curated record. Gene Ontology annotation, molecular function: RNA polymerase II transcription regulatory region sequence-specific DNA binding; DNA-binding transcription factor activity, RNA polymerase II-specific. Gene Ontology annotation, biological process: regulation of transcription by RNA polymerase II; embryonic hindgut morphogenesis; embryo development. The transcript has a single exon. Gene Ontology annotation, cellular component: nucleus. The coding region runs from base 1 to 1722 and encodes 573 amino acids.
AUGAAGUUUUGCAGCAUGAACGGCCCAAGUGAAUCUGAAGUUGAAAGCCUACUUAUGAGUCCAUGCUGGGGUCCCACACAAAACGGUAGCCAGGAUCAAUAUCUGCUUGAUGGCCAUAAAUUGCUGCUCGAUCAUGACCUUGAUUCGCUGCCUAGCGAUUCGGAACAGAAAAACUCCUUAGAUGUACUCGAUAACCUAUUAUUGAAUUCGUCCUCAUUGAAUGCGCUUUCUGAUCUGAAACCACUACCACCGUUCACCGGCUAUACGGGACAUUUGUCCAUCAAUGGCAUCUCCGGACAUCAUUACCAUGCAAUUGCACAGAGGCUACCCGAUGAGAGCAACAAUAAUUACAUACAAAGCGCCUACCAGACGAAUCAUGCGACGACGACGGGAAACGCCUCCACAAGUAUACAGUUGGCGGCGGCGACGUCGGGUACGUCACCGCUACCGGGCAAUGGCGGAGGCGGUGGAGCCAACAGUCAUGGGUCUUCAGCCGAUCACAAUAUCGUUUCCUCGUCAACUUGCCUGCCUGAGAGCGUGUUAAGUCCGGAUACGGACGCCUGCCUGAGCGACGUGAAACUGUUUGCGGAUAGUCAAUUAGAUAAUAAGUUGUACUCGAUGGCCGACAGCUGUGUUAUGUCGGCAAGUGGUACGGGUGGGAUUGGUGGAGGUGGUGUUGGUGGCGGCGGUGGCAAUAAUGGAAAUGGCAUGGUGGGCGGAGGUGAUCAUGGACCAGAUUCAUUGCACAGUGGCGUACGCAUUUACACCGACGCCAAAGAUCUAUCUGAGUACGUGGAUAUGAACUCGAUUGACGAUAUUGCGGCCAUAAUUGGCUCUGCGAUAGCCGACACAACAGUGCCCAAUCAACUAGAUAAGGAUGACGGAAAUGAUACGCGAGAUUCCUGGAUGGAUCUCGAUGCGUGGAUAGAUGGAAAUUGUAUACAACAGGAUGGUAAACUACUUGUGUCGCAACAGGAUGCGCUUAGCGAAUUCAUCUUGCCACAUUCUCCCGUGCAUCCAAGCAGCUCAACGCUACAGAGCUUGUUGACGCACGGCUAUAUGCCAUUACUGCAUAAUCGACUGCAAAAUGGUCCGCCACAGCAGCAACAAACACAAGCCAAUACAUCGGCGUUGAAGAGUGAAGCGCCCAGUUCUACCUCAUACUGCAACGAGCUGCCGACAGCGACGUCCACCUCGAGUCCACCUGGUUCUGUGGUAUCGACCACGGACAAUCUGAUGAUCAACCCACGUUAUCUCACCAAUCCACAACAGUACCAAGUCUCCAUGUCAUCGAUGAAGUCAGACGGUCUCUGUAGUCCUGACAUGCUAGGUAAUUAUCCACAUACGACAACAAUCACACCCACCGGUACGCCGAAGACGAAACGUCCACGCACUCAAAAGAAAUCCAGUCAACAGCAGCAGGCGCAAGCGAACGCACAGUCUAGUAGUAGCGGACUCGGGCCGCAACAACUCAACGCAAUUUCACCAUCCUCCGUUAGCUUCAGCUCCAAUGACCUCUCCGGACUGUUAGGCAAAGAGAAGCCCGUACAUCGGUGUAGUAUCUGCAAUCGAGGUUUUCUCAACAAAAGCAACAUCAAAGUACACCUGCGAACGCAUACAGGCGAGAAACCAUUCCGUUGUGAUGUCUGCGCCAAAGCGUUUCGACAGAAGGCGCACUUGCUCAAACAUCAACAGAUACAUAAGAGAAUUGGGCGUGACUGA